Molecule: messenger RNA, 889 nt
Organism: Saccostrea cuccullata (small rock oyster)
Lineage: Eukaryota; Metazoa; Mollusca; Bivalvia; Ostreida; Ostreidae
Product: angiopoietin-2-like
Exons: 3
Coding region: 267-779 (170 amino acids)
Source: RefSeq, a predicted model, not a curated record
GUAUAUGUUUCACUGUUUGAACUUGUGAGUGCUUAAAUUAAUCUAAAAAAAAUGCGCCUGAUAUACAUGCUUUAUCAUAUGUUUCCAUUAUUUUUUGAUUGCAUAAUUUUGUGAUUUACAUUUAAGUGACUCUUUAGGAGGGUAUUGAAUUAUUUCAUUGGUUAAAUUUUAAACUUCCCUGAGUAGAGAUAUAUAAAGGUGUGCAUAUAUUCCAGAAACGCUUUAUUCCAUAAAAGCUUUAGUUAAGACUACAAAAAAGUUUAAACAUGGCAAUAGUAAGGGCAGUGUUCCUUGCAUGUGGUAUCUUGUGCACAAGUUCUCAGAACAUUUAUAUGAAUGAAAAUGACGACUGUUCCAGUGAUGGUGAGACAAUUGAAAAAAUUCAAAGACUUCAGACCACACAGCGUAGGAUACAAGAAACUGUAGAUUCCCUCAGACAGAUGGUGAUGAGACUCAAUGAAGAUGUAACCAAGACCCAGGAAGAUGUUCAAAUCGUCAAAAAAGGUUUAAAUCUUAAUGCUGACUGUUGGGAAAUCUUUUUUACCGGGGUCAAACCGUCUGGGGUAUACCUAAUAGAACCCUUUGGUAUCGAGACCAGGAUGAAAGUGUUCUGCAACAUGGAGGUAGAGGGCGGAGGGUGGACAGCAAUUCAGAGACGAUUGAGCGGAUCUACUGGUUUCAACAGGACGUGGGAGGAAUACAAAAAAGGUUUUGGGAACCCAGCUGGCUCUUACUGGAUUGGUAAAUACUAUCUUUUAAUUAUUUCACCAUUCAUUUAAUAAAUGUUUAAGACUUAGGUUUUGUCAUUUUAAUCAACUAAAUCUAUCAUGUCAUGGAUAAUCAAAAAAAUGUUUAUCAAUUUGAUAACAAAUCAUGUAAACUGCUGAAA